Molecule: messenger RNA, 1599 nt
Organism: Candida tropicalis MYA-3404
Lineage: Eukaryota; Fungi; Ascomycota; Pichiomycetes; Serinales; Debaryomycetaceae
Gene: SPO7
Product: Nem1-Spo7 phosphatase regulatory subunit
Exons: 1
Coding region: 1-1599 (532 amino acids)
Biological process (GO): nuclear envelope organization
Cellular component (GO): Nem1-Spo7 phosphatase complex
Molecular function (GO): protein phosphatase regulator activity; phosphoprotein phosphatase activity
Source: RefSeq, a predicted model, not a curated record
AUGGAAAUAUCUUCUAAUUCGUUCAUUCAACAGAAAGAAGAGGAAGAGGUAGACAGGUCGAAUUCAAUGCUGAGUUUGAACUCGUCUAGUAUCUCCGAAGAUAGAUUAGCACAUGAAAAUGAACUUGAUGAAAUGGCUUCUUCCCCAACUAGCAGCAUCAAUUACUUGUCUUCAUCGUCUACAAAAUCACCACCCCCAUCUCCUUCACCAGGGUCAUCUCCACGAUUAGCAAGUACCAAACAAAUUCUAAAGAUGAUGGAAUUGUCUAGCACAACACCAUCAAGUCUACUGACAGAAAGUGUGGUGCUCUCCGAUUCAGAUGAGAAAAGUUCUUUGGAUUUUGAAUCUGAAAGAGGUCUCAAAACACCUACAAAAAAUACACAUAGAAAACUGUUUCUGCCACCAAGUUCUGACGAUGAUGAAGAAGGAGUAAUUGAUUUGACUAGAUUAAGAAUAUCAUCUCCUGAUGUAAAUAGACGAAGAAAGAAAUCUAGAAAGAGUCGUUCUGAACAACAGGAAGAGAACGAAGAUGCUGAUGAUGAAGGCAAUACUGGUAAAAAGUCAAGGAGAUCUUCGACCAGUUUGUCUCCUACCAGAAAAAGUAGAAGAACAAGAGAUAAUAGUUCAACUCCCGACUCGGAGACCAAUAAAUCAACUAGCACCAGAAGAAGGUUGAGAAGAAAAUCAAGAGAUAGCGAUAGAACAAACCGUUCAGAGUUUUUUGGUACUGGUUAUACGUCAAUGCCAACUUCUGGAAAAGUUUUCAGAAAUUUGUUGAUUUUAGAAGAAAGUCUUCGUCAGCAGGUAAUUCAACAGAGAGCCAUGAGACGUAAAUAUUUGACAUUUCUUAGUAUUUUAUGUUCCAUCAUAGCCGCAUUAUCGCAUCAUUUAUUUAUUAUGGAUAAUUCAUCAACGGGAACUUUGAGAGUUAUCUUACAAUUUUGUUUACUUGCUACAAUUACCACUUUGCUAUUAUAUCAUUUAUCUGGUGAAUACCAGAAAACUAUUGUAUUACCAAGAAGGUUCUUAUCGCUGACAAACCAAGGAAUACGUCAAUUAAAUGUUAGAUUGGUUAAAAUAAAAACACCUUUUGUUGACAAAGUUACUGAUUUCAUUAGAGAAAUUCUGUUGGCAAUUAUUAAUUUUGACUUGAAUAUCUUUCACAAAUUAUUUCCCGGGUGUAUUCAGAACAAAAAUUCACGAAUUGAAGUAUUCUUAGUGACCUGUCAAUCACAGUGUCAACCAAGAAUUGGUGUCACUGAUGUUAAAUUGGUAUUAAAUGCAAGAGUAUUUAAUACUAAUAUUAGAGAAGGUUGGGAAAUGUACAGAAGUGAAUUUUGGAUCAAUGAAGGAAUCAGAAGAAGAAAUAAUAUGCUUGCAUUUUGUAAUGACUCGGGUGCAACUAAGAAUGUCAGUUUGAAGAGAAGAAAGAGAAAAUCAGUCACACCAAACAAACCACAACCAGUAACAGCUACAUUAAGUGAACAGAACUUACAGAAGUUAUCACAAGGAUUUGAUGAUUCGAAAUUUGAAUCCGAUCGUAAUUUAAGAAGUGAAUCUAGCAGUCCAUUGAGAUCAGAAACUUUAGUUAGUGGGUAA